ACGGAAUGAAAGGUUUGCUAAAUUUGCGGUUUGGCGUGUUUUUUUCUGACGAAAUUUCGUUUUACAUUAUUAAAAUAAAUACCGACUGUUAUUACAUGGAAGGUAAAAAUCGAGGAUAACAAAGUGUACCAUUUUUCCAGUUACAAUGGACUUCCUUCCCACUAAUCGCUAACAAAAAAAUGAUCAAUGUGACAUGAGCCUGAGACCAGAAGAGCCUCGAAAUCGAGGCUCAACAAAUAAAUCUCCGAUACAGGACAAAGUCGAGACGAUCUUCUACAGUUGGGGUUUGCUAUGCAGCAGUCAUCCAGUUUCGGUCUUGGUGUUCGUCAGCGUCAUCAUUCUCAGUUGCUGCAUGCCCUUGAUUAAUAUCCCACUUCCGUUGACGUCACCGCAGCAAGAAUGGGUGUCAUCGAUAAACGAAACCAGCGCUCUGGAGCCCUACUGCUACGUUCAACAGGUCGUGUUGAAAGUGGCCGUUUUGCCUUGGCAGCUAGAUUUAAAUUUAGGUGACGCCUUCAGGGCCCCUCUGUAUGAGGCCUUUAAACUGUUGGAUAUAGUACGAAAUUACGAAGAUAAGCAUAGUGCGAGAACUUUAGGACAUGUAUGUCUUCACAUCGAGGCAGUAACCAAAAAUCGAGCAUACUCGCCAGUAAUGCCUCAAUACAGUUGCUUAGUAUUAUCACCAGCCAAUUUCUGGCAUCAGGACAUUCAGCAGUUCAGUUCAGAUAGUUCGAUUUUAACAACUAUAUUUAACCAUCAUAAAUUCCACAAGGGUAAAAUAUCAGUGGCUGAAAUGUUGUUUGGCAUGACUUUGAGGGAUACAGGAAUUAAAAGAUAUCCUUUUAGGAAUAGACAGAGGAUUAUACAGUUUGCCGUUAGUAUGUUUUUUAAGGAAUAUGACAGAGGAUUUAUUGAUGGUCUACGUGAUAAACUGAAAGCUGCGUAUCCUCUACAUCAAAAUACUAACGCAUCUCUUGGUGCGUUAUUAAAUGAUACACUUAUAAUUAACUAUCCAGGGGAAAUUAACUAUAUCGAACUGAUUCCUAUAUUUACAGCGUUUAUUUUGUUAUAUCUUUACUAUUAUUUUUGUGUGUGGAAAGUUGAAGAGAUCAAAUCUAAGGCAGGAAUGUCCAUCAUUGCCACCAUCACUGUUCUUUGUAGCUUACUUAUGUCUAUGGGCAUAUGUUUUCUGUUUGGUCUGACUGUCAAUAACCAAAGAAGAAAAUGGGUUUUUCCCUAUCUGGCUAUUUUAUUUGGCCUGGAAAACGUUCUUGUACUCACUAAGAGUGUGCUAUCAACUCCGUCACACUUAGACGCUAAAAUUCGAAUAGCUCAAGGCUUGAGCAAGGAAGGAUGGUCAACUACCAAAAACUUAUUAGUCGAAAUAACAAUUUUCACUUUCGGUUUGAUCACGUUCGUUCCAGUAAUUCAGGAAUUCUGCAUAUUCGCCUUGGUCAGUUUGACUACCGGAUUAUUUCUACAAAUAUUCUUUUUCGUAACCGUCCUAGGUAUCGAUCUCAAUAGAGCUAGUAACUCGAUAGAAAAAACUAAUCAGAACUUUAGAAACGCUCUGUAUCAGCCUCUGGUUACUUCGGAUCUGUCUCAUACGAACAAGGGUAUGAGCAGGUCAAGAUCUCAUCCAAGAUUGAACUUUCCUACUAACGUCAUAGCUGGGCAAAAGCAUGGAAAUUCACAGGAAAAGAAAAUUUCCAGGAGAGUAAGGUUUAUUCAUAUAUGGACCAGGACUAGGUUCUUCCAGAAAUCUUUUAUGGUCCUGAUGGUUAUUUGGAUCUGUAUGAUCAUCUAUAACAGCGACAUAAUCAAUACUUAUUUCUUAAACGCUAUCGAGGAAAGACAGAACCAGUCGAAUUUUUCAUUGAACAAAAACUAUUUAUCUUUAAAUUUCUUUCCUUUUCCGCAAUACAAUGCGACGAAAAAGCUGAAUUACGUCACCUACAGUCCUCUAGAUAUCGACAAUCCAAACGGCUACAAUCAGUCUCACGACAUGGAGAAAUUAAAACAUACCGACUACCCUCUUUACCUGAAGAUUUCACCUGAUCAUUGGGCUUCUAUAUUAAAGAAAUACAAUAUCUCCUUGAGUGGGAAAACUGUGGCGGUGUUGCCAAGUAUAAGGCUGUCUCAUUUAAUCAGUCCAGAACAGGCAGUCUUGUUGAGGAAUCCGGAUGAGAAAUAUGGCGAUUUUCAAUGGCAAGCUUUGGCUGUGGCUUUGGAUCCCAUUGACUUUAAUGGAGAUGAUUUUCCGUCGAUAAAUCAAAUAGAACAACCGUUUUAUCCGAGAUCUCCCAUGGAAAUAAUGCUGAUCACCAUCCUGAUUGUGAUUAGUGUUAUUGUGUUGGCCUACGCUUUUGUGGUGCUGUAUAAGUGCAUAUGCUCAAGGAAUUACGCAGAAUGGCGUUCAUCAUGGUAUCCGGAUAGGCAUGAUGAGGCUGUAGAGGAUCAGGUUCUUUUGGAGGCGGUACCUGUCGUUUUAGAAGGACAUACUCAAGAGAUUGAAUGUAUAGCAACUGAUGGGGUACAUUUAGCCAGCGUGUGUUUAGGCGGUCAACUGAAAAUCUGGGACAACAGUACGGGAGAACUAGUUAACGUCAUAGACCGCAAAUCCUAUUUCAUAGACGAAAGCGACAAAUUCGUCAAUGAAUACGACGAUCCGUCCGAUUACGAAUCAGCCUCCCCUCCAUCAACUGAUGACGUUUUCCCCAAACUCACCAACAGAAUAAACACCGACUUCUCCAGCUUCAAACCUAGAACGUCAGAUGACGCGUUCGACGCGCGUUUCGAGUUCUACAGGGUGUUUAAGUUUCAUUAUAGUAAUUCCAAGUCCAACGAGGGAGCUGCUGGACAGGCCAGCUCUAGUAGGCAGAGGCAGAUCAGCCGGCAGGAUAGCAACAAGUCGAAUAAUUCUAGUAGGAAAACCAGCGACUGUGGCAGUGCGAAUAGCAAGCUUUCAUCGGUGUGGUGCAUGGAUUAUGUGGAUAAUUUAAUUAUUAUUGGUUGUGCGGAUGGUAGGCUUGAGUUGUGGGAGGCUACCAGUACUAAAGUUAAGUGUAUAUUUGAAGAUGGUAACCAAUCAGGAGUUACCAACGUGAAGAUAGUGGGUUCGAGAAUUAUCGCAGCUAGAUUGUGCGGUUCUUUAGAUCUCCUUCAAUUGCAAACAUUCAACCAGGGCAGGCCUGUCGAUUGGAAUUUUACCUGUGCUUACAGAAGGACGCAUAUCCGCACAGGAUCGAUGGGAUCGAUUUCAGAAAGAGAUAUAAAGAAUCAGAACGAUUCCGAGGAAGACUUGAAGUGCUUCAAGCUACUGAGCGUAAAGGCACAUCAACAGCCUAUAACGUGCCUCGAUUGCGAAGGAGGGAGAAUAGUGACUGGCAGCCAGGAUCACACCCUGAAAGUGUACAGGGUGGACAAUGGCGACCCCGUGUACACGUUGCACGGUCACUGCGGCCCUAUCACCUGUCUGUUUAUCGAUAGGGUGUGUCCGGCAACGGCCGGAAGCGGAUCGCAAGACGGCAUGUUAUGCGUUUGGGACCUACUUUCAGGGACGUGUAUGUACAGCAUCCAAGCGCACGACGGCUGCAUCAUUUCCAUAACUUAUUCGGCGAGCUACGUAAUCUCACUAGGAAUAGACGAGAGGCUGUGCGUUUGGGAACGGUUCCAGGGCCACAUCCUCAACACCAUAUUGGUGGGCCAGGUCUUCUCCAAUCACGUGCUAAUGCUGGCCCCACACUUGGCGGCCACCGGCAGAAACGGUGGCUUGAUCAUAUGGGACGUGCGCAACGGUGAAUGCGUCAGAAACAUUACGUUGGGUAGGGAUCCUUUGUGUUUUAUUAAUCAACUGAUUCUGUUAAGGGACGCGGUUUUGUGCGACUAUGGAAAGCAGCUGAGAAUCGUGCGGUUUCCAUUGAUUACUCAUAAGUUUGAUUAGGAUUGUGACAAAUGACUUACGGAGAAACUUUAUUCUUUAGGAGUUAUUUAUUUUAUUCAUUAAAUAAGAAUACCAAGGAAGGAGCGUAAUUGAGAUCCACAGAUCUUUGUUCUGUGGAACAGUCCAGGGUAUCCUCAGCAUGGAAAAAUGACAACUGUCACUGUCAUGUAUUUACUCAUUCGACAGUGUAUAUAUUUACUAUAGUGUGCCCCUUGAGUUUGUCCUACCGGGCAUUUCCUGACAGGUCAUUUUUUGGAUGUCGUCUGUCGAAAUAUUCCCUACUGAUAAAAGAAAGUGUUGUCAAUGCAUGAAUAUGAAAAUUGUGUUAAACACCUACCUUAGUCUUUUUAUUCAAUGAUUUUGUUAUCGCACCUGUACCAAAUACUUAAAAGAAACUAAUGUGUUUUUCUUUGUUACUUUUUAUUAAUUAUUAAUAUUUAUACAUCUGUAAAUAGUGGUAGCUGCGAGCGCGUUGAAAAUUGUAAAUUAGUGCUGUAAAAACAUUAUUUCUAACGUAUUAAAUUGUUUGGUAAAGUUCUUAAAGUGAACAAAAUAAUUGUGCCUUUUACAUGUCUAGAAGACGUUAAAUAAUUGUUUUUAUCUUUUAAUCACUGUUUUUUAAUUUAAGAUUAAUUUAUUUUCAAAAAUAUUUUGUAAUAAUAACGCUUAUUUUUAUUAUGUAUGUUAAUUAGUUUAGUAUUUUGUAGAACAUAUUAAAUAAAACUAUUUUAAUUAAAAAAUA
Molecule: messenger RNA, 4685 nt
Organism: Sitophilus oryzae (rice weevil)
Lineage: Eukaryota; Metazoa; Arthropoda; Insecta; Coleoptera; Curculionidae
Product: sterol regulatory element-binding protein cleavage-activating protein-like
Exons: 12
Coding region: 194-3943 (1249 amino acids)
Biological process (GO): SREBP signaling pathway
Cellular component (GO): Golgi membrane; endoplasmic reticulum membrane
Molecular function (GO): protein binding; sterol binding
Source: RefSeq, a predicted model, not a curated record